Molecule: messenger RNA, 1245 nt
Organism: Bradysia coprophila
Lineage: Eukaryota; Metazoa; Arthropoda; Insecta; Diptera; Sciaridae
Product: beta-1,3-galactosyltransferase 5-like
Biological process (GO): protein O-linked glycosylation
Cellular component (GO): Golgi membrane
Molecular function (GO): hexosyltransferase activity
Source: RefSeq, a predicted model, not a curated record
UCAAUUUUCAGUAGUUUAAAGUGAUCGAUAGAGGUAGAGGACCCGUUUCUGUGAUGGUAAUAAAAAGCCACUGUCAAAAGCCAUAGUCGAAAUCGGAGCUUAGUUUUAAAAAUGAGUUUGCUUCUUCUAUCCAGACUGAAAUAUGUUCGCUGUGUAUCCAAUCAAUUGGUGAAGUGGAGAGUGUUGCUUCUUCUGAGUUUGAUUAGUUUAACGUUCAUACUCAUCACAGUGUUCAGUCUGCCCACAUGGUUCUCUUUAUCACCUCAUCGUGCAAAGACAAAAAUUCUGUUCAUGAACGAAGAACUGUGCACUCCAUCCACGCCAUACGAUAGAAAUCAAAGAACUGCAGUGAUUGUAAUACCGUCAGCACGAAAACACUUCAAUCGUAGAAGCGUGAUACGCCAAACGUAUGGUUCAGUUAAGAAAGCGAACAAUGUGAAAAUCUUGGCCGUCAUUUUCAUAUUGGCAAAGUCGGACGGACGACAAGAAGAUGAUGAGGCCGACGACAGGCAGCUACUGGCGGAGGCAGAUUGGUUUGGUGAUGUGAUUAUCGGCGACUUUGUAGAUUCGUACAGAAAUCUGACGCUGAAAACGAUUAUGGCCUACGAUUGGUUGACUACCUAUUGUAGGAAGGCUCAAUUUGUGAUCAAAACUGAUGAUGACACCGUCGUUAAUAUUUUUGAAUUGACCGAGCAUUUAAGUUCAUUAUCACCAGUUGAUGUGUCAUCAUCGAACAUUUGGUGUUGCGUUGAUCGAAACGAAAGUACGGUGAGCGAUGUGACCAGCAAAUUUUAUGCUUCGUCCACAGACUUUCCAAGCGGAAAGUUCCCAGAUCAUUGCUCCGGCAUUGGUUACGUGACAACGUUUGUUGUGAUCGAACGGUUCGUAGAAGACAUUUCAAAGUCAUUUCCGGGACGAGUUUGCACCCAUGAAGAUGUGUUUAUGACAGCAGUCGUUCCGAUGCACAUAAAUGCCGAUUGGAAGUAUUUCUGGCGGAAACCGGAGCCCAUUCAACUGGUGCAUCAAAAGUAUAGCAUCAGUUGUGUCUUUGAGGAUGGAAGGGAUGAUGUGGAUCACUUUCUCAGGGAUUUUGUCAGAAAUACGACGAUGGAUGCGGAAAGUAGAAAUUUUAUUAAGUUCAGGGAAAGGUAUCCGAAACGAUUUUUCUUCCUCAUUGCACAUACUGAGGAAUUAGAAGAGAUUCAUCUUCGAUUAUGGGAAAUAAUAAAGAAAAGUUAUUGAACG